AUGGGCAAUCAGACGUCUGUCAUGUCAGACACAGUAUUGCCCGGCAACAACGUUCUUAGCCUUCCACCAGAACUAAAUAUUGACAAUACAAGCAGCUUCGAGACUUUAGCAUCUGCUGAAGUGCAAGAAACUUCCAGUUUAAGUAAAAAUGCCAUGUCAAGCUUUGCAAUCUCAAAUCGUCGGAUAGAAGAGUUAUACGAAGUGCAGACUGAACUUUUAGGGCGUGGUCACUACGCAACGGUUUGUCGUGGUCGUUGCCGUCGUACAAACCGCGCUGUUGCUAUUAAAAAGAUCAAGCGGUUCAUGACGGACCCAAAAAGACUGCGCGCUGAGAUUAUGGCAUUGCGUCGUGUAAAGCGGCAUCCGAACAUUGUAGAGCUCAUUGACGUGUUUGAAACAGCGCGCGAGGUGCACUUGGUAUUAGAGCUCUGUACUGGGGGCGAACUAUUUGAAAGAUUGGCGGAAAAAGGAGCAUACUCAGAGGAAGAUUGUGUGCGUCAUGUGCGCGAUAUGGCACGAGCUGUGCAGUAUUUACACGAGUGUGGCAUCGUGCAUCGGGACUUAAAGCCAGAAAAUAUUUUGCUGUCGAAUUCCGAUGACCAUAAUGCUGUUGUUAAAGUCGCGGACUUUGGAUUGGCCAAGAUUUUCGCAGGAACAAAUUUAAAGACAAAAUGUGGUACUUGGGGAUAUUCAGCACCCGAAAUGAUCUCGGGGUCUGGAUCAACAUUUGGAUAUGAUGAUAAGGUGGACUCGUGGAGUUUAGGAACGAUCUUGUACAUUUUAUUGUGUGGCUACCAUCCAUUUGAUCCGGAAGGCGACCGUUCAGAUAAUGAAAUGAUUGCAAGUAUUAAAUCUUGCAAAUUUGAGUUUGAUGAUGAUGGCUGGGCGACUAUUAGCAACGAAGCGAAAGACCUCGUGCGGCACUUGUUGGUGCUCGAUCCAGAUGAUCGAUUUAGCAUGAAACAAGUGUUGGAUCAUCCGUGGAUUAAUGGUUCUAUCUCUGCUGCAGCUUUUCAAACAUCGGAACAUCCGCUUUCCCCUACCAUACACCAUGAGUUGGCCAGGUACCGUGAACACACCAAACAUAAGAUAGACUAUCGGUCGUAUGACGAUCCCGGUGGUGACGAAUGCGGCGAUGACGACGAGUCAAUAAUUAGCACUAGUAAUUGUACACAAUUGCAGAAAUAA
Molecule: messenger RNA, 1188 nt
Organism: Plasmopara halstedii
Lineage: Eukaryota; Oomycota; Peronosporomycetes; Peronosporales; Peronosporaceae
Product: camk camk1 protein variant partial
Exons: 4
Coding region: 1-1188 (395 amino acids)
Biological process (GO): protein phosphorylation
Molecular function (GO): protein kinase activity; ATP binding
Source: RefSeq, a predicted model, not a curated record